Molecule: messenger RNA, 1926 nt
Organism: Drepanopeziza brunnea f. sp. 'multigermtubi' MB_m1
Lineage: Eukaryota; Fungi; Ascomycota; Leotiomycetes; Helotiales; Drepanopezizaceae
Biological process (GO): protein transport to vacuole involved in ubiquitin-dependent protein catabolic process via the multivesicular body sorting pathway
Cellular component (GO): ESCRT-0 complex
Molecular function (GO): phosphatidylinositol binding; ubiquitin binding
Source: RefSeq, a predicted model, not a curated record
AUGUUUCGGGCCCAGCAGAAUGCCUUUGACGAUGUCGUCGCUAAGGCGACUGAUGAGAAUCUCACAUCGGAGAACUGGGAAUACAUUAUGGAUGUCUGCGACAAGGUCACCACAGAAGACAGCGGCGCCAAGGAUGCUGUGGCAGCAAUGAUCAAGAGGCUGGCGCAUCGCAAUGCCAAUGUGCAACUGUAUACUUUGGAACUUGCCAAUGCGCUCAGCCAGAAUUGCGGCCCGAAGAUGCAUCGGGAGCUUGCUUCGAGAGCCUUUACAGACGCCCUUCUGCGACUAGCCAAUGACCGAAACACGCACCAGCAAGUCAAGGCGAAGAUAUUAGAGCGGAUGCAGGAAUGGGCAGGUAUGUUCAAGGACCCGGAUUUGGGCAUUAUGAAGGACCAGUACCACAAACUCAAGAGCCAGAACCCAAACCUGCAUCCACCGUCCGCUCCACAGAAGAGCAGACUCACGGAUGUCGAUCGCCAGAAGGAAGAGGAAGAGUUACAGAUGGCCUUGAAGCUAUCUAUCCAAGAAAAGACCCCCAUACCACAAACGAAGUCUUCUCAGCAACCUGAGCGGGUUGGACCUUCGCAGUCCCAAUCCGCCUCGCAACCACAAACAGUUCCCUCGGGAACUACAGCAGCAACGGUCUCGCGAGUUAAAGCACUCUUUGACUUCAACGCUACCGAUCUGGAUGAGUUGACGUUCAGGAAGGGGGAUGUCAUUGCAGUACUGGAAUCUGUGUACAAGGACUGGUGGAAGGGACUACUGAGAGGGCAAACCGGUAUCUUCCCUCUAAACUAUGUCGAAAAGCUGGCAGAUCCUACAGCAGAAGAGCUACAACGAGAAGCUCAAAUGGAGGCCGAGGUUUUUGCAGAAAUCAAGAAUGUUGAGAAGUUACUUACGCUAUUAAGUACUUCCUCGGCAGACUUGAACGUUAAGGAUAACGAGGAGAUCACCAAACUCUACCAUUCUACUCUUGCUAUCCGUCCAAAACUCAUAGAGCUGAUCGGAAAAUACUCCCAACGAAAAGACGAUUUUACUCAGCUCAACGAGAGAUUUAUCAAGUCCUGCCGAGACUACGAAAACUUGUUGGAUGCCUCGAUGACACAGGCCCAACCUGCGUAUCAAUAUGGCCGUCAUCCACAACCCGGCUACGGUGGUGGCUAUCCAGCUCAAUCAGCUCCCCAACAGCAAGAUCCGCAAAGAUACUACACCCCUAAUCAGCAACAAGACCAAUACGCGCAACAGAGCUCUUCUCAAGGAUACCCUCCUCAUCGUACCGGACCAGCCCCUUUUUACGUUGUCGCUCAAGGACAGCAAGCUCCUGAGCCUCAAGCACCUCAAGCCCAACACCAAUACCCUCCGGGAAACCCUACCACCCGUAUACCCUCUAAUAACAUGCCGCCACCUAUUCAGACGAGCUCGCCGCCACCUUCAAAUCCAUACCCCACGCCACUGCCACAGACUGGCCACCGCCCCCAAAGUACAUACUCCAACCCACAAGAGCUCGCUACUUCAGUUUAUGACUCCCCCGUCACCCAAAAACCCCCACAGCACGGUGCCCUCUACUCAAACGACGACUCCCAUCCGGCUGUACCUGCUACCAAUACCCAAUCACCACCGGGUCAGCAACAGUACAACGCGUAUGCCCCUCCACAACAACAGCAAUAUGCAGCUAUCCAUCAACCCACCUACGACGCACCAGCGCCACCAACAGAAAAUCCUCCUCCCCCGCCAGCAGGCGCCCCGGGAGGCUACUCAAGCAUCAGCCAACCGCAAGAUGCCAGACAGACGCUACCCAGCCAAGUCGGCCAAGCACGGUAUAAGCCAUACCAGCGCCCCAGCUCAUCAGAGGGACAAAGUUCAACCGCGCCAUCCGCACCGCCGGGAGCACCGCAAGAUUUCUACAGACAGAGCGCGGCCUAUUAG